Artibeus jamaicensis (Jamaican fruit-eating bat) is the source of this 5529-nucleotide messenger RNA. RefSeq names its product hepatocyte growth factor (gene HGF). The transcript is spliced from 18 exons. Gene Ontology annotation, molecular function: signaling receptor binding; serine-type endopeptidase activity. The record is from RefSeq and is a predicted model, not a curated record. Gene Ontology annotation, biological process: negative regulation of apoptotic process; proteolysis; hepatocyte growth factor receptor signaling pathway. NCBI's taxonomy places the organism in Eukaryota, Metazoa, Chordata, Mammalia, Chiroptera, Phyllostomidae. The coding region runs from base 192 to 2384 and encodes 730 amino acids.
GUUGUUAAACAGUUUCUUACCGUAAGAGGGAGUUCAGACCUAGAUCUUUCCAGUUAAUCACACAACAAAUUUAGCUCAUCGCAAUAAAAAGCUGCUCAGAGCCGACUGGGCUCUCUUAGGCACUGAGUCGAAGCAGGAUUCCUUUACCCAGGCAUCGCCUCCGGUGGGGUCCGCGGGCGGCCAGCAGCACCAUGUGGGUGACCAAACUUUUGCCAGUCCUGCUGCUACAGCAUUCCCUCCUCCAUCUCCUCCUGCUGCCCAUCGCCAUCCCCUAUACAGAAGGGCAGAAGAAAAGAAGAAACACACUUCACGAAUUCAAAAAGUCAGCAAAGACUACUUUGUUUAAAGAAGACCCAUUACUGAAGAUUAAAACAAAAAAAAUGAACACUGCAGACCAAUGUGCCAAUAGAUGUAUUAGGAAUAGAGGACUUCCCUUUACUUGCAAGGCCUUUGUUUUUGAUAAAGCAAGAAAACGAUGCCUGUGGUUCCCCUUCAAUAGCAUGUCCAGUGGAGUGAAAAAAGAGUUUGGCCAUGAAUUUGACCUCUAUGAAAACAAAGACUAUAUUAGAAACUGCAUCAUUGGUAAAGGACGUAGCUACAAGGGAACAGUGUCUAUCACUAAGAGUGGCAUCAAAUGUCAGCCCUGGAAUUCCAUGAUCCCCCAUGAACACAGCUUUUUGCCUUCGAGCUAUCGGGGUAAAGACCUACAGGAAAACUACUGUCGAAAUCCUCGAGGGGAAGAAGGGGGACCGUGGUGUUUCACAAGCAAUCCAGAGGUACGCUACGAAGUCUGUGACAUUCCUCAGUGUUCAGAAGUUGAAUGCAUGACCUGCAAUGGGGAAAGUUACCGAGGUCCCAUGGAUCAUACAGAAUCAGGCAAGACUUGUCAGCGCUGGGAUCAUCAGACGCCGCAUCGGCACAAAUUUGUGCCAGAAAGAUAUCCCGACAAGGGCUUUGAUGAUAAUUAUUGCCGCAACCCCGAUGGCAAGCCGAGGCCAUGGUGCUAUACUCUUGACCCUGACACCCCUUGGGAGUACUGUGCAAUUAAAAUGUGCGAUCAUAGUACUAUGAAUGACACGGACGUCCAUAUGGAAACAACUGAAUGCAUUCAAGGUCAAGGAGAAGGUUACCGGGGCACCGUCAAUACCAUUUGGAAUGGAAUUCCAUGUCAGCGAUGGGAUUCCCAGUAUCCUCACCAACAUGAUAUAACUCCUGAGAAUUUCAAGUGCAAGGACCUAAGACAAAAUUAUUGCCGAAAUCCAGAUGGGGCUGAGUCACCCUGGUGUUUUACCACUGAUCCAAACAUCCGAGUUGGCUACUGCUCCCAAAUUCCAAAAUGUGAUGUGUCAAGUAGACAAGAUUGUUAUCGUGGGAAUGGCAAAAAUUAUAUGGGCAACUUAUCUAAGACACGAUCCGGACUAACAUGUUCUAUGUGGGAGAAGAACAUGGAGGAUUUGCACCGGCAUAUCUUCUGGGAACCAGAUGCUAGUAAGCUGAAUAAGAAUUACUGCCGGAAUCCUGACGAUGAUGCCCACGGUCCCUGGUGUUACACGGGGAAUCCUCUCAUUCCCUGGGAUUAUUGCCCUAUUUCUCGUUGUGAAGGAGAUACCACACCUACAAUAGUCAAUUUAGACCAUCCUGUAAUAUCUUGUGCCAAAACAAAACAAUUGCGAGUUGUAAAUGGAAUUCCAACACGAACAAAUGUAGGAUGGAUGGUUAGUUUGAAACACAGAAAUAAACAUAUCUGCGGAGGAUCAUUGAUAAAGGAAAGUUGGAUUCUUACUGCAAGACAGUGUUUCCCUUCUCGAAACAAAGACUUGAAAGACUAUGAAGUUUGGCUUGGAAUUCAUGAUGUCCAUGGAAGAGGAGAUGAGAAACACAAACAGGUUCUAAAUGUUUCCCAGGUGGUGUAUGGGCCUGAAGGAUCAGAUCUGGUGUUACUGAAGCUUGCUAGACCUGCUGUCCUGGAUGAUUUUGUUAGUACAAUUGAUUUACCUAAUUAUGGAUGCACAAUUCCUGAAAAAACCACUUGCAGUGUUUAUGGCUGGGGCUACACUGGAUUGAUCAACUCUGAUGGUCUACUACGAGUGGCACAUCUCUAUAUUAUGGGGAAUGAGAAAUGCAGCCAAUACCAUCAAGGGAAAGUGACUCUGAAUGAAUCCGAAAUAUGUGCUGGAGUUGAAAAUAUUGCAACAGGACCAUGUGAGGGGGAUUAUGGUGGCCCACUUGUCUGUGAGCAGCAUAAAAUGAGAAUGGUCCUUGGUGUCAUUGUUCCCGGUCGUGGGUGUGCCAUUGCAAAUCGUCCUGGAAUUUUCAUCCGAGUAGCAUAUUAUGCAAAAUGGAUACAUAAAAUUAUAUUAACGUAUAAGGUACCACAGUUGUAGCUGAUGUAACUGUGUCUGGAGCUCCCAUCAGUACAACUCCUUUUCAAAUGAAGAUUCAGAGAACAUGGAAUUAAAAUGUCACUUAAAACAGUCCUAAGACAACUACUUGAGUGUCAUGUUUGUUAAGAUACUCAUUAAUAUUUAUGGGUGUUUCUGUUGUUUUGUAUGUCAGUGUUAUUUUGUAAAUGUUGAAGUGAAUUAAGGUACAUGCAAGUGUAGUAACAUAUCUCCUGAAGAUACUUGAAUGGAAUAAAAAAAUGCAAAAGUAUAAUCGUUGGAUGAUAAAAGAUUUAAUGGAAAAAUCAAUUAAUCUCUCUAUGCUGCUUUCCAAUGUUAGUUUCUUAAUAAUGAAUAAACCAUAAGUUCAACAUUAUUUUAACCUCACAAGAACAAUUUACACCUUGUUUGUCUAAAUUGUAACUCAAUAUUAAAUUAUAUUACCUUUUAUAUGCCAUACAUUAUUUCAUUCGUUUCUCCUUACUGUGUAUCCUGUAUUACUGAUACACACACUUGUUGUAAGAACAUGUAUCCAUACACACAUGCCCAGGUGCAGAUGUGCAUGCACUAGAGUUCGAAUUGUGGUGUAGCUAAUGUAACCCUUAAAUAUUCUGGGAGUGUAUAAUUGUAGUUUUUUCUUAAGGGAAAAAAGUAGAAAUUUCUAAAGACUGGUAGAAAUUUUAAGGAAAGGUAUAAGAUAGAAAUGACUAACUCUACCUAGUAUAUAAUCUGUAGAUGACCUCUACUGGUGGGCAUUUAAGGUGUGUUCAGAGUUAAAUGACUUUGACCCACAGAGUUAAAUAACACCUAAUCUAGGUCAUUAUUCAAUACAUAUAUUGAUCUUCCUAGUUCUUUUAUGUAUUUUCUAAUUCUUAAAGGGAAGAAAGUAAUAUGUGUUUUAGUAUCAUUUCUUUCCUCCCAAUUUAAGGCCACUGUUUUAAUGCAAAACAUUAAAAAAUUUAUUUUCCUAAAGUAUUUUUAAAGUUUUGAGACAACUAUUGUAAUUGAAGUUUAAAAGUAUUUUAGUGUUUAAAAUAUAUUUAAAUUAACUCGUAAGACUUGUUGUGAUUGGCUUUUAGCUAACCCUCUUUAAUUUUUAAAAAUUAUUUCAAAGGAAAAUUUCUGUGUCUCCAAAGAUUUGCAAAUAGCCCUUUCUCAAAUUAUGUAUUAAAGUAUAUAUUAAAGAAAAAAUUAGAAUACUUUUUUUACUUGAAAGUAUUUUAGCCUAAUAAAACUUUACUCAAGUAAAAAAAAAUGUAAAAGGAAAGAAAGAAAAUGGUGUCUAAACUCUGCAUUCAUUUACUCUUUAAGAAGUAGAGUUGAAUCUGCUGAUGAGGUAGUUCAUCAAGAUACCUUCAUUUUUAUCUUACUUCACUCUAUAGAGAUGGGAAAUAUUAUUCAAAUUUUGUAUUCUGUAUGAUAAUAAUGAAACGAUCACAUUGCUUUAUUUGUUGUAAUUAGCUAAAGAUCAUGUAUUUGUCAAAAAGUGAGAUAAGGAGUAAUAGGAUAGGUUCUGAAUUCUUACAAAAUCUUCCUGUAUGAAAUCUCUUUAAAAAUAAUUAUUUAAAUGACUCAAAUCGAGUAUUCCCACUCCUCCAACUGGUUUCUCUUAAAUGAUCCUUAUUAAGGCUAGGGAUUUUAUUAAGGGGUAAAAACACCACCACCAAUAAACCACCAGACAUGGUGCACAAAGUAGUUCUUUGUUAGGGAAUUUUCCUUUGUAAUAGAGGAAGAUGGGUAGAACUGAUAAUGAAGGCAAGAUGAAUGACAUCAUUAUUAUUUUAGGUGGUAGUACAGGGUAUGGUAUAAUCACGUCUUUUCUUCUGGUGAAUGAUACUAUUGCCUGGGCAUUCUUUUGUUGAUAAACUACAAAAAAUGGAAUAUCCAAUUUAUCCAAAACUCCAUUUUAUUUUCAGUCAUGGACAAAACAGUCUUAAAUUAGAAGUUUUCAAUGCUAUUUUUGUUUUGGAAUAAUGGUUACAUGUUAUAUUAAUUAUGGACAUUUUCUUAUGUCUACCAGGAAUAGUAAUGUAAAAUUAAAAUAUUUGCCAUAACUCCUCUGCUGUGCAGAAGGGAUGAUAAUCCUUUUGUAUACUUCUUUAUUUGUAUUGUAAAAUAUGUAAUGACUUUUACCUAUUUGCUGUGGGCAGGUCCUCAGUAAAAUGGUUUAUAUUGAAUCAAUCACUAGUAUUAACAGGCUCUUGCUUGCUAUCUAAGUGUUUCAAACUAUGGGAAAUGUGAGACACUGGAAGGCAAGAAAAAUAAUAAUAAUGGUAUGUAAUAGCAGAAUUCUAUUCCACUUAUUCCUGUGAAUAUUUCCUGUUGGUACCAAUGGUACUGUACAAAGUGAAUGUUAUAGCCACAACACUCUCUUGAAAAAUAACACUGUCAAGAAGUGAAAAAUUCCUUUCAGGCGAUUUGCUUGUUAUUUUGAAACAUUUUUUAAAGGAAAUACUAGUUUUGUAAUAUAGAGAUCAUGAUGUAAAUAAUUUUAAUAAACUUUCAUACUGAAAAACUGAAAAUUCACUUAACUGAGUUUUAAAAAUUGACAACUUAAAAACAAUUAUUUACAUCCCAUAUUUAUACACAAACUCAUUUGAAAAAUAAAAUUAAUUUGCAAAAAAAAGACAUAGUCUUUGUGUGAAUAAAUUACUUUUCACAAGUAAGUCCAAAAAUAAAUUAUCUUUCAAUGUCCAACUAAAUUCUGAACUAAGAAUUUACUAAUCAAAAAAGUUUCAAUUAUCUGGCACUUAUAAAUCUUGACAGUGUAAUUUUAAGUAGAUUCAUUUCCAUUUGCACAGAAAGUUUCUGUCUGUAGAAAACUGAAAAUAGAAUACUGUGGAUGUUAUGACUGUUUGUGUUGUGUGUGAUGGGAAAUUGAUAAGCUGCCUACUCAGUAGUAUAGCAGGAUGCUUACCCAACAAGGGAACACUGUGGUUAUGACAUGUAUAUGAAGUUAAUGUAGUUAAUAAAGUUAUUAUUUUUAUAGCCAUGAUCAUAUUAUUAUUAUUAAUAAAAUAUUUUACCAAAAUGUUCUUCUUCUUUAUUAAAAUUAUAUACAUGGACGUAUCUGAAUCUGCUCUAGGGCUUAAUGCAGAAAACAACAGCAGUGAUUUUAUUGACAGAAAUAACAUAAUUUGUUGCAAGA